AUGAUGACAUCAACAUUAUGCAUCAAUCAAACACUUUUUGCCAUUUUUCUUACAAUUUUCCAUCAAAUAUUGAGAAAAGAGAAGGUGAAACGUGUGCAAACUCCAAAACGAGAGAAACUAAAAGAGAAACAGGAAAAAAGUAGCAGUCCAAAUGGCAAAAAUAAGGCUGCACCGGAGGAACAACAUACUUCAGCUGUUGAUGAUGCAGAAAAGGAAAAGAGACGUUUAAAAGAGGCGGAGGAAAAACUGGAAAAAAUAAAACCUAAAAUUAUGGAACGUAACGCUAAAGAGGAACGAAUAGCGAAAGGUAAGGAAACGCGUGGCAAAGGUGAUUAUCCAACCAUGGACGAUGUACUCAGCGAUUGGGAUUCUGAAAAAGAUGGCAAAAAGCCAAGUAAAGAGAAUGAACAAAAACAAGGAGAAAGUGGUGGUGCAGAGGAGGAUAAGAAAGAAGAUAAAGGCGAUGAGAAAAAGGAAACUGAAAGCAAAGAUAAAGAUGAUGGUGGAAGUGCACGAAAAAUUGUUUCAAACGAAAGUAAAAAAGCGAUCAAACAACGAUCAGAUAGCAUUAAAAAAGUGGACAAAACAGCUGGCAGUCAAUAA
This is a messenger RNA of Acanthocheilonema viteae, 603 nucleotides long. The record is from the annotation of a GenBank genome assembly. Lineage: Eukaryota; Metazoa; Nematoda; Chromadorea; Rhabditida; Onchocercidae.